Molecule: messenger RNA, 1440 nt
Organism: Penicillium robsamsonii
Lineage: Eukaryota; Fungi; Ascomycota; Eurotiomycetes; Eurotiales; Aspergillaceae
Product: MFS transporter
Exons: 4
Coding region: 1-1440 (479 amino acids)
Biological process (GO): transmembrane transport
Molecular function (GO): transmembrane transporter activity
Source: RefSeq, a predicted model, not a curated record
AUGCAGAAUAUCAUACCAAUAAAACCAUGGCUUUUCAAUCUGCGCUCAUCCAAACAACUGAUCGGCCUUGCUGUCUUCUCGACCACGUUUACUGAUGGGUUCCUUUACGGGAUCAUCGUAUCCGUCCUUCCUUUCUCUCUAACCGUUCGGUCUGGAGUACCAGAGGCUGACGUCCCAUUUUGGACAUCCACCUCUUUAGCCGUCUUCGGACUUGCAAUGGUCCUCGGCGCCCCGGUGGCAGGCUGGAUUGUCGGAAAAUGCGAAAGACGCCAAAUCCCAUUCCUAGGAGGCCUCACUUGUGCAUUCGGUGCCACCCUCUCAUUCAUGCUUGGAGUCGAGCCGUGGAUGAUCAUCGUGGCAAGGAUUUUCCAGGGUCUAUCUGCGAGCGUUGUCUAUACUGCCGGCUUAACGCUGUUGGUUGAUACGAUCGAGUCGCACGAGCUGGGACCCUGGAUUGGCUUCGGACUCUCUGGCAUGAAUCUUGGCGUGCUCGUAUCACCCACGCUCGGAGGGAUCAUGUAUGAGAAAGCAGGGUUCUAUCCUGUCUUCAUCAUGGGCCUCGGCGUUGUCUUCGUCAAUUUGAUUUUGAUUCUGUUCAUGAUCGACAGAAAGACUGCUGAAAAGUAUAGAGGGCAGAAUGGUUCGACUAGACCUCCUCCCCUCCUUAAUGAAAACUUGAACAAAAGUGCUAUUUCAAAGGGAAAACAGCGACUAUCGACUGUUGAAGAUUGGGAUCCAACCAUCACAACACCGCUCCUCUCACAUUGCUGCGAUACCUCUUCUGCGGUUUCAAAUGAUCCUUCUUGGUGGACUAUUGUCGGAGGCUUUCUUCGAAAUCAUCGCAUACUUGCUGCAUUAUAUGGAUGCCUAAUCAACAUGAUCUUGGUGAGCGCCAUGGACGCCGUCCUCCCGACUUUUAUCAAGCAGAAUUUUCACUGGUUUUCUGGUGCUACAGGCGCCAUGUUUUUAAACAUAACCAUUCCAUCAUUCCUUGGUCCAUUUGUUGGAAUGAUCUCAGACAAAUAUGGUGUUCGAUUGGUCUCUACUGUCGGUUUUACGUUCGGGGCUGUAGCAGUCGCUCUCCUCGCUCUGAUACGACACGACGAUACUACAAAUAAGGUAAUGGCUUGCAUACUAUUAGCUUGUGUUGGGAUAGGGCUUAAUACGUCGCUAACCCCGUUGGUUACGGAGAUACCUCGCAUCGUGAAUGUUCUUCAAGAGGAACAGCCUGAUAUAUAUGGCGAUAAGAGUGCGGUCACUGAGGCUUAUAUGCUCCUUGAUGCAGCCUUUGGUGCCGGCACUGUGCUCGGUCCAUUGCUUUCAGAGCUCGCGUAUAAGACUAUGGGAUGGACUGGAUGCACCGCCAUGCUGGCGUUUCUGACUGUGUCAGCCAUAGUUCCAGUGGUGGUCCAUUUGGCACCGAAUCCGAAAGGCCCGUGA